CCGCGCCUGCCAGCGGCCGGGAGGCAGCGCCGCCGCUCCCGCCCCGCUCCUGCUGCCGCUCCGCAACUUUCGGGCAAGCGCCGACCCCUCCUCCUCGUCCCUUCGCCGGCGGCUGGGCACAGAGGAAAACGUUAGUGCACAAUGCUGAAAUUGGUGAUCUGGUCGCUGAGGCAGGUAUCCAAAAAGCAGCAGUCGCUGGAGCAGCUACAUUACUGUCGUUCUUCGUGCUAGCGUGAGGUUUAUGUGCCUCUGCGAGGAAGUGUAAGAACAAAGUGAACAUCUGCACCUUCACCAAAGCAACCACCUGCGUUCCUCUUCUCCUCUGGAAUGGACAAUGGGAUGGUCUCUGACUUUAUCAUGAUCAAAAACUUCUUCCUCUUCUGCGUUUCCAUGAGUUUAGCCAGCCACUUCGGCUUUUCACAAACACCAACGCCAUCAGUAAAAGAGGAGGCCAAUGAUAACAUCACCAUAUUCACCAGGAUCUUGGACGGUCUGCUGGACGGCUACGACAACAGACUGCGCCCAGGACUGGGAGAGAGAAUAACUCAGGUGAAAACAGACAUCUAUGUUACCAGUUUUGGUCCUGUGUCAGACACAGAAAUGGAAUACACCAUUGACGUUUUUUUCCGACAAAGCUGGAAAGAUGAAAGGCUGCGAUUCAAAGGACCUAUGCAACGCCUCCCUCUUAACAACUUGCUCGCCAGCAAGAUUUGGACCCCAGACACUUUUUUCCACAACGGCAAGAAGUCUAUAGCUCACAACAUGACAACCCCAAACAAACUUCUGCGCCUGGAGGAUGAUGGCACUCUGCUGUAUACCAUGAGAUUGACCAUCUCUGCUGAAUGUCCCAUGCAGCUUGAAGAUUUCCCCAUGGAUGCCCAUGCUUGCCCAUUAAAAUUUGGAAGCUAUGCUUACCCCAAUUCUGAAGUGAUCUAUGUGUGGACUAACAGCACCACGACGUCUGUGGUGGUGGCCGAAGAUGGCUCACGACUUAACCAGUACCACCUGAUGGGACAAACUGUGGGCACGGAAAACAUCAGUACCAGUACAGGUGAAUAUACUAUCAUGACAGCCCAUUUUCAUCUGAAAAGAAAAAUUGGUUAUUUUGUCAUCCAAACGUACCUUCCUUGCAUUAUGACUGUGAUCUUAUCGCAAGUGUCGUUUUGGCUAAACAGAGAAUCUGUCCCCGCUAGAACUGUCUUUGGAGUAACAACAGUCCUCACCAUGACCACCUUAAGUAUCAGUGCCCGUAAUUCUUUGCCAAAAGUGGCCUAUGCUACUGCAAUGGACUGGUUUAUAGCUGUUUGCUACGCCUUUGUAUUUUCGGCAUUGAUUGAAUUUGCAACAGUCAACUAUUUCACAAAGAGGAGUUGGGCAUGGGAUGGCAAAAAAGCCCAGGAAGCUGCAAAAAUCAAGAAAAAAGAGCGCAACUUACUGGGAAAUAAACCAACUAAUACCUACAGCACUGGGAAAAUGACUCCUGCACCAAACAUGCCAAAGGACUCAGCCCCAGCUGUCAUCUCAAACACUACAUCUGCUCCAGUGAAGCCUGCAGAAGAGAAGCCUGCUGAAAGUAAAAAGACUUACAACAGCAUCAGUAAGAUUGACAAAAUGUCUCGGAUCAUUUUUCCAGUGCUGUUUGGAACUUUUAACUUAGUUUACUGGGCCACAUAUUUGAAUAGGGAGCCUGUUAUUAAAGGUGCCAAUUCUCCAAAAUAAACUGAAGUACCCUGGAGCCACGUGUGAGCCAUACUUACAAAGCAGAUGCUACCAAGGAAAAUUUGCGAUCCAGAUGACUUUCUACAUUUGGGCAAUAUUCUUCAGGAAGUUUUUUGCAUGUUUAAUAAUAUGUACAAAUAAUAUUGCCUUGAUUGUUUCUACAUGUAACCUCAGAUGUUUUGGAGACGAUUAUAUAACUUACAGCAACGGAUCUUUAUAAAAGAUCAGAAGACAUUGAACAUGGCUUCUUUGCUGCUGAGUAUCUUGCAUUGAUAGUUUACAAAUAAAAUAAGUUAUAUUUUUUAACUGUUCAAGUGUACUACAUAUCGUGGGUUUUAUACUUCAGAUGUACAGUCAUACAAAUAUGGGCUUAACCUAUAUUUUACGGAAGAACUCCACUAUUGUCAUCUGAUAAGUUACUGAGUAACGCCAGUUGUAAAUGUGCCAAAUUAUUAAGUGCAGGGCUAUGUUUGAGCACCUUUACUAGCUACAGGUAGUGCAUUACUCCACAGACAAAACUGCUCAGCCCAAUUUUCAUUGGAAGUUUAAUACAAUGCAGUGAAUCCUAAUGGGACUAUGAAGAUUUUCACUGCUUGAGACUCUAGUUUGCAGUGAAAUAACAUAGACACCAGGAUGCUACUUAUGUAAAUAAAGAUGAUGGAAUCUUGCCCUUAAAUGAAAAGAUGAAGUUUGUUUGGAUUUUGCAUUCCAAGGAAUUCUCUCUAAUGAUUCUCAGUAUUUAUUCCAAAAAUUAAGAAUUACAUUGCAUGAAAUUAACAUAGAUUAGGAACACACUUGUGCAAAUAAAACUUCUAACAACAGCACUAGUCAUUUUUAUCAGGGUAAAGUAAAUUAUGUUUGGACAUUUUUCCAAGAAGAAGACUGUGAUAUAUUAGCAGAGAUUAGCAGAAAAGAAUUACAGUAAUUCUGCAAUAAUUAUUACUUGUUUCCCACUGCAAAAACCAAUCAGCCAACUCUAGGAAGUGUGAUCAGAAAAAAAGAUGUGCUUCUUGACAGCAAGGUGUUUCAGUGACAAUAUUGACAGAAAGGUCUUUGUACUGUCCAUCUGAAACUUUUCUAUAAAACGCCUUGCUGCUGACAAUGUGUUUUGCUUUCACAAUGAAUGAGAAAAUGCCGUCUGAGUUUUCAGCUCUUUCCUCCUUGGCAUCCUUUAAUUGUUCCAGAAGCUUUUGUAAUUAAAUCUUAAUGUUUAAAUAAAAAAUGCAUUCAACA
Molecule: messenger RNA, 2952 nt
Organism: Hirundo rustica (Barn swallow)
Lineage: Eukaryota; Metazoa; Chordata; Aves; Passeriformes; Hirundinidae
Gene: GABRA5
Product: gamma-aminobutyric acid type A receptor subunit alpha5
Exons: 11
Coding region: 328-1719 (463 amino acids)
Biological process (GO): signal transduction; monoatomic ion transmembrane transport; nervous system process
Cellular component (GO): postsynapse; GABA-A receptor complex; neuron projection
Molecular function (GO): inhibitory extracellular ligand-gated monoatomic ion channel activity; benzodiazepine receptor activity; transmitter-gated monoatomic ion channel activity involved in regulation of postsynaptic membrane potential
Source: RefSeq, a predicted model, not a curated record